This is a messenger RNA of Macadamia integrifolia, 3091 nucleotides long. RefSeq names its product pentatricopeptide repeat-containing protein At1g31790-like. Gene Ontology annotation, biological process: RNA modification. The coding region runs from base 461 to 1669 and encodes 402 amino acids. Gene Ontology annotation, molecular function: protein binding; RNA binding. The transcript has 2 exons. Gene Ontology annotation, cellular component: intracellular membrane-bounded organelle. The record is from RefSeq and is a predicted model, not a curated record. NCBI's taxonomy places the organism in Eukaryota, Viridiplantae, Streptophyta, Magnoliopsida, Proteales, Proteaceae.
GACAUUUUCCAUUCAAUUUUUUAUUCUACUCACCCUGGUUGUCUGCUUGCUACUUCUUCUGCGACCACUAGUUUCGAAUCACCUCCUCACGCCCGCCGCUGUAAACCCCCACCCCACACCGGCCGCCGCUGUAACCCCCCACCCCACACUGGCCACCGCUGUAUCCUUUUUGCAAAUCUCCCACCUCACAAGUCACAGUCUGUUACACCCCUCUGUUCCUCCGGCGACACUCCACCCUACCCGCAAUCCCACCCCACGUCCUGCAAACCCACACCACCCUCCCCUGCAAUCCUACCCCACGCCCUUUCCUCCCUCCCCAUCCCCCUUUGGAACCCCGCCCCAGUCGACGGCCCCCAAUACUUUAGGCCUCAAUUCUGUGCUCUCAAUUCUGAGUAAAUGUUUUGAUUUCUUUCAAUCCAUAGUGUUUCAUGUUUUUCGUGUAGGAGUAUCUCAUGCUCAAAUGGUUAGUACUUUGCCUUACAGCCCUCACUCCUCAUCUUAUCGCUUGGCCCGGUUCCACACCUUGGCCUAUCAAUCACAAGUAUGCACCCAACCUGCGACUCCAACCCAAUUCACUCUGAGACGCCCCAAUCUCAGAAUUCCCAACCUUUCCAAAAUCAAGGGCCGGACAAACAUCCCCACCACCACCACCACCACCACUACAACGGAUAUCUUAUGCCUUAUGGACAGCCUGCAGCUCCCUGUACCAGAAGACAUCUAUGCUUAUCUCCUCAAAGAAUGCACCGAAUCCAGAGACCCCAUUAGAGGCUCUGAGGUCCAUGCCCACAUUAACAGAAGCAAUCUCCAACUUGGUUUACCCUUAGCCAAUCGCCUGCUUCUAUUGUAUGCGUCCUGUGAUCGUUUAGAUGAUGCCCAGGAAUUGUUCGACAAAAUGCCCAUUAGAAGCUCCAUCUCUUGGGUGACUAUGAUUGCUGGUUAUGUCCAUAACGAUGAACCCAGGGAAGCACUAAAGCUGUUUUUCAAAAUGCCACAAAACAUCAGCUUGGAAUCCACUGGUUUGGUCGUCGUUAGUAUCCUCAAGGCUUGCUUCCAAGCGGGUGAAUUUGGGUUGGGGAAGCAAGUCCAUGGAUGGGUACUUAAAGUUGGGCUUGGUAAGGAUUUGUUUCUGGGCAGCUCAUUUGUCGAUUUCUACAUGAAAUUCAGGUGCUUAGAAGGUGCAAGAUUUGUGUUUGAACAAGUUUGUCGUCGGGAUACUGUGCUUUGGACAGCCAUGAUUGCUGGGUAUUGUAGAGAAGGGAAGUUUGUCGAGGUAGUGGAUCUGUUUAAGGCUAUGGGGAGAUCAGGGGUUAAGAAGAACAACUUUACGAUGUCAAGUGCUCUGCGAGCGUGUGGAAGAAUUGAGGAUAAUGGGCAGUUGGGAAGGCAGAUCCAUGCCAGUACCAUCAAACUUGGGAUGGAAAUGGAUCUCUAUGUGCAGAGCAGUUUGGUUGACAUGUAUGGGAGAUGUGGGCUCCUUUGUGAUGCAAGAAGGGUGUUUGAGAUUGUUGGUGACCAGGGGAAUGAGGUUUGUUGGAAUGCGAUGCUUACUGGGUAUUUGCAGAAGGGGUUCUAUGGUGAAGUCAUCAAGUUAAUGUAUCAAAUGAAGGCAGCUGGCCUGAAACCCCAGGAGUCAAUGCUCAAGAAGGCAAGGUUGGCUUGUGGCGGUUGAGAAACUUGAGAUUGAGUGAUCUAACAGCUCUAAGUUCAUUGAAGCCGACCUUCUUAUCUGGGCUUGAGUUGCCUUUUUCAGCAUUUCGGUUGCGGGUAGUCCUGUCACUAUUCUACUAACAUGUUUUCAUAAGAAUAUAAACAUGUAUACACAAUUUAUGUCAGAAGAGAAUGUAUAUGUUCGUAUUGAUGUCAUUGAGUAGCCGAUGUAUAUAGGACUGGGUGGGGCAGAGAAAGACAAUAGCUGGCUUACAACUCUGGUAGAAUUGGGAAGCUGAUACAGAACAUUAUGAGGGAUGGAGAAGAUUAGUAAAGGAUCUCAGUGUGCAGGAUAUCAAAGUUGACCUACUGUAAUCCUUGUCUGGCUCUGGUAUAUAUAUCUUGUGCCUCACCACCAGUGCUCAGAAAAUCAUGAUCUUGUUUAAUGUUUGAUCUUUAUCAAAAGUUGUGUUUGUGAUAGAAUGUUGAAGCAUUUACUUGCCACUGCAGGUUGAUGGGAUCCCAAUUAGUAUGUGAAACCUAUUUGAGGAGGCCAAGAAAUUGGAUAUUUCAGUGAAAUACAAGAAUGGUGAAACAUACACAACAAAUUAAGCCUUAUACCAACUUUAUGAGGUUGGCUACAUGGAUCCAAACAAGAAAGUAAGGAAGACUGGAUUCUAAUACAGAGAAAGGGGUGGGGGGAGAUGAGAAAAGAUGAAAAGAGAGAGAUGAGAAAUGAAAAAUGGAACACGAAAAAUGAAAGAUGAAGAAUGCAAGAUGAAAGAAAUGGUGAAACAUACACGGUCCCUAAUAAUGCUUUUGAAGUGGGAUGUUGAAUUUGACACAUCCAGAUGUGGCACCUUGGUUCAAGAAGAUCUUGCAUGAUGGGUAAGGGGGUGGAUGCCAGAUUUGGGUAAAGGCCUGCCAUUGGAUGUUUCCCUCUAUUCAGGUGAAGAUCCUGUAUCUGUGCAUAACAGAUAACACCGAAUUAUGGACCAGAAUAAACCAAGAAUUCAUGGAAGAAUGGAAGUCUACACAUGUAAGGAAGGAAAGGAAGAUCCGAAAGAGGCUUCGGUCUUUUUUUAUGAGAGCUGGUUUCAGGGAGAGUCCCAAAUGCGGAAUGCUCUCUUGGGAAGGUGUCCAGAUGGUAAGUUGGCAGGCUAAUGAUGUAAUCAAGAGUGCUGUUGUGGGCUUGCACAUUAGUGGCCUCUCUGGUUAUGCUUUUAACCACAGUGAUAUUGGAGGCUACUGUGCAGUGAACUUCCCUGUCGUCAAAUAUAGAAGAAGUGAGGAGUCGCUUUGCGAUGGAUGGAGCUAAAUGCAUUUGGCAUGGUUUUUUGGACUCACGAUGUAAGUUGAACUGCCUUGAUUCCAUGAGUAGUGAACUGAACCCAAUACAUUGACAUUUAUCAUCAUAAUAAGAAAAAAAUAUAAUUCUCUCAAA